Messenger RNA from Mastomys coucha (southern multimammate mouse), 1527 nucleotides. It is a transcript of the gene Tes, whose product is annotated as testin LIM domain protein. The coding region runs from base 153 to 1412 and encodes 419 amino acids. NCBI's taxonomy places the organism in Eukaryota, Metazoa, Chordata, Mammalia, Rodentia, Muridae. The transcript is spliced from 7 exons. Gene Ontology annotation, molecular function: zinc ion binding. The record is from RefSeq and is a predicted model, not a curated record.
CCUCUUUGUUCCAGGUCCCAGCCACUGUAGAACCGGGCUGCGGAAGUUCGAGGGCGCAGGGUGAGUAGCUACGGCAGCGGCGCCGGAGUUCCCGCAGCGGAGAUCGCGGACGGACGCGGGACUGAGUCUCCCCCGCCCCCCCGACGCCCAACAUGGACCUGGAAACCAAAAUGAAGAAGAUGGGUCUAGGUCAUGAGCAAGGAUUUGGAGCCCCCUGUCUAAAAUGCAAAGAGAACUGUGAAGGAUUUGAACUACACUUCUGGAGGAAAAUAUGUCGUAACUGCAAAUGUGGCCAAGAAGAGCAUGAUGUCCUCCUGAGCAAUGAAGAGGACCGGAAGGUGGGGAGACUCUUUGAAGACACCAAGUACAGUACCCUGAUCGCCAAGCUGAAGUCAGAUGGAAUUCCCAUGUACAAGCGCAACGUUAUGAUUUUGACCAAUCCAGUGGCUGCCAAGAAGAAUAUCUCCAUCAACACUGUGACCUAUGAGUGGGCUCCCCCAGUUCAGAACCAGGCGCUGGCCAGGCAGUACAUGCAGAUGCUGCCUAAGGAGAAGCAGCCAGUGGCAGGUUCAGAGGGGGCGCAGUACCGGAAGAAGCAGCUGGCGAAGCAGCUGCCUGCACAUGACCAGGACCCUGCGAAGUGCCAUGAGUUGUCUCCCAAAGAGGUGAAGGAGAUGGAGCAGUUUGUGAAGAAAUACAAGAGUGAGGCUCUGGGAGUGGGUGACGUGAAGUUUCCCUCUGAGAUGAAUGCUCAGGGUGACAAGAUACACAGCCCCGCUGGAGACAGAAACGCUCCAGCAGCAGUGGGUUCCAAGGACAAGUCUGCAGAAUCCAAGAAGACCCAGUAUUCCUGUUACUGCUGCAAAUACACCAUGGAUGAAGGAGACCCAGCCAUCUACGCUGAGAGGGCUGGCUACGAUAAGCUCUGGCACCCGGCAUGUUUUAUCUGCAGCACCUGUGGUGAACUCCUGGUCGACAUGAUUUACUUCUGGAAGAAUGGGAAGCUGUACUGCGGCAGACAUUACUGUGACAGCGAGAAGCCCCGCUGUGCUGGCUGCGAUGAGCUGAUAUUCAGCAAUGAGUAUACCCAAGCAGAAAACCAGAAUUGGCACCUGAAGCACUUCUGCUGCUUUGACUGCGACCACAUCCUGGCAGGAAAAAUAUACGUGAUGGUCGAUGACAAGCCUGUGUGCAAGUCCUGCUAUGUGAAGAACCAUGCUGUGGUGUGUCAAGGAUGCCACAAUGCCAUCGAUCCGGAAGUACAGCGAGUGACGUACAAUAACUUCAGCUGGCACGCGUCCACAGAGUGUUUCCUGUGCUCCUGCUGCAGCAAGUGUCUUAUCGGGCAGAAGUUCAUGCCUGUAGAAGGGAUGGUUUUCUGUUCUGUGGAGUGUAAGAGGAUGAUGUCCUAAGAGGAGUAUACCAAGCAGAUUGGAGCCAUAGCUGUCCACAGUGGCCUGCAUUUCAUGAUAAACUGCAGUUUGAAAACAAUAAAAGGGGAAAAAAAACCUACAUAACAAAUCAGAA